Molecule: messenger RNA, 2339 nt
Organism: Dermatophagoides farinae (American house dust mite)
Lineage: Eukaryota; Metazoa; Arthropoda; Arachnida; Sarcoptiformes; Pyroglyphidae
Product: double strand break repair nuclease mre11
Biological process (GO): mitochondrial double-strand break repair via homologous recombination; double-strand break repair via homologous recombination; meiotic DNA double-strand break formation
Cellular component (GO): nucleus; site of double-strand break; Mre11 complex
Molecular function (GO): 3'-5'-DNA exonuclease activity; manganese ion binding; single-stranded DNA endonuclease activity
Source: RefSeq, a predicted model, not a curated record
UUACUGUGAUUGCAAAUUACAUCUGAUUUUUUUUGACGUUUCUCGAUUUUUUUUCUUGAAAAUCUCAUCGCGAAAUGGCAUCCCAUAAAAAUACAGAUGAAUUCAAAAUCUUAAUCACAUCAGAUUGUCAUUUGGGCCACAAUGAAAAACACCCAAUUCGUGGUGAGGAUUCGUUUCGUACAUUUGAAGAAGUUUUACAAGCAGCUGUAAAUAUGGACGUCGAUUUCAUUCUGUUGGCCGGGGAUUUGUUUGAUGUGAACAAACCAUCAAUACAAACGAUGCGUCGAACAAUGUCACUGAUAAGAAAAUAUUGUUUUGGUGGCAAUGGUUGUCAAAAGUUUUUGGUGAAAAAUUUCAAAAAUGCUAAUUGUAUUGAUCCGAAUUUGAAAGUGAAAUAUCCAAUAUUCACUAUUCAUGGAAAUCAUGAUGAUCCUGUUGGAAUGAAUUGUUCCUGUUGUUUAGAUCUUUUCUCCGCUUCCGGUCUUGUCAACUAUUUUGGCAAACAGGAUAAUGUGGAAGAAUUAUUAAUCAAGCCAAUCAUAUUCGAGAAAGGACAAACAAAAAUUAUUGUCUAUGGAUUUGGAUCGAUGCGCGAAGAACGAUUGCAUACAUUGAUUCAAAAUGAACGGUUCAAUUAUCUUACACCAGAUUUUGAUUGUGAUUCUCAAGAGGAAUUGAAAAAAUAUCUAAAAAUUUUGCUAGUUCAUCAGAAUCGUGUACCGAGACCUGGGACCAAACAUCUUAAUCCGUAUGAUUUAACUUCGUUACCAGAUUUUGUCAUAUGGGGCCAUGAACAUCGACCUUAUAAAGAGCCUGAAUAUUUUGAGCAGAAUAACUUUUUCAUCUUACAGCCAGGUUCGACAGUGGCUACAUCACUUUGUGAAGCUGAAUAUGGUGAUAAGUAUUACUAUUUAAUGAAAUGUUAUUAUGACGAUGAACGUCAGAAGCCUCGGUUUAAGAUUGAAUCAUUUCGUUGCGAAACGGUUCGGCCAUUCGUGAUGUCCACCAUUGAUGUCGAUAGCUUGUUGUCCAAAAAUGAUUCAUUUAAAUCCUUACAUCAACAACAACAGUUUUUGUUCUCUUUUUGCAAAGAUAAGGUCCAAACAAUGUUAAGCGAGGCUCGUUGUCAAUCGACUAUGAUCAAUGAUGAUGGUGAGGCAAAACCAUUAAUCCGUCUUCGUAUCGAAUAUAGCGACAAAGAUCUAUUGUUUGAUCGUCGUAAAUUGGAAUUCCAUGUAAACAAAUUGGUUGCCAACAAUAACGAUGUUGUACGAUUCAUUCGUAAACGUUCUAAUCAAAUGGACAGUGACUCAAAUUCAGCUGGCCUUGACGAUGGUGAUGAUGAUGUGAAUGGUUUUGUCGAUAUCAUACGUGCAGCUGACAUAUCGAAAAAGUAUCAUCUCCCAACAAUAUUGAUCAAACAUUUCGAUGAGGCCAAUGAUCGAAAACGUUUGACCAUGUUGGAUGAAAAAUUUUUCAUUGAAAAAGUCGAUACAUUAACUAAGAAAAAUCAAACAGAUAGUUUUAAAGAUUUCACCGAAAACAGUAAACAAGCUAUACGUUUUGUAACCGAUAUGGCCUUAGGUGAUAAUGAAAACUUUAAACUAGACGAUCUCAAGGAAGAAAUUCGAUCGAUUAAACAAAAAAUCUUCAAUGAUCAAGAAUAUCGGUCACGAUUUCAAUGGAUCACACGUGAACCAUUUGUCAAACGACCAUUCAGUUUACUACAGCAGAAAUUAUCAAAUUUAACGGUCACUGGUAAUCAAUCAUCGAAUAUUGGAAAUACUGGCUCAAAAAUAGAUGAUGAUCCAUUCUAUGAGGACGAUAUCGAUAUGUUUGAUGUGAACGAUAAACAAGAAAAAAUGUCGAAGACAAGUGAUGAAAAAAAAUAAAUUUUUGACAUGAACACUACUGAUAAUGAUAAUAAAGAUGAGUCUUUAGCAUCAACUUCCCGUGGAUUUGGAAAGCGGUAUCGUGAUCGUCAGAAUCUCCGUGAAGAAUCUAGUAAAUUAAAAUCACUGACAUCAUUUUUCGAUAUGAAAAAUUUUGAUGACAAUGAUGAUCCGAUGCAAAUUGUUCGUUCUAGUAAAGAUGACGAUAAAUCAAGUUCAAAAACAUUUCCAAAAAAGAAAAAGGCCAAAUUGAUCAAAACCGUUGCCAUAGAAGACUCUGAUGAAGAUGAUGAUUAUCCUAGUCGUACGACUCGUAAAAGUCGAAAUCGAAAAUAACAGAACGAUUUUCAUAAAAUGUUUUUUUUAUUAUAUAUUUUAAUAAUGAGAAUUUAUGUUUUUGAUUUGUGUUGUGAUAAAAAUUUUUGAUAAACGUUAUCGAAUGCUUGA